GUAUGCAUCAUUUAAUUUCUGUACUUUUGUAUCAUACCUUUGUGUACCACAAUGAAGGAAUAUGCCUAUAUAUCAGAAGUAGGUCCCUCAAAAUAGGCCCUGUGUAUCAAUGAGAGCAGCGUCACGUUUACUUCAAGAGCAUUGUUGGUUUAUAGCCUGAACUUAACAUACAGGAGCACUAUAAGUAUUUUUAUACCCCGUCUUAAAGAAAUCUAUUAUUGCUAUUUACAUAAUCUAACCGCCCAUCGUGUCGGCAGGGGGCGCCCGUGAACUAUUUUGAUGUGCAUCGAAGACGCCGUAGAAGAAGAGUGAGUGUUGUAAACAGAAGGAUAUGGCUGACGAGAGGGGUGGAGGUGAAGAUAACAUUAACGAUAACAUGGGCAACCAGUUACAGCUUUUACCAGACAAUGAGGAGGAAGAGGAGGAGGAGGAUGACAUGGAGACUGAAGAUCGAGACAAUGAGGAGGCAGUGAAGCCCAACAUCAUCACCUUUGACCCUAGUCUUCCCACAUCACAUGCUUACCUGGGUUCAGACAUGGAAGAGUUUCAUGGUCGUACAGUCCACGAUGAUGACAGCUGUCAGACCAUUCCUGUGCUGCCACACACAGCUGUGAUGCUAGUGCCGGGCCAGACGCUGCCUCUGCAGCUCUUCAGGCCACAGGAGGUCAGCAUGAUAAGGAGCAUUAUCCAGAGAGACCGCACUUUUGCUGUACUCGCACACAGUGAUGGAGGCGAGCCAGAGGCAGAGUUUGGGACAACAGCUGAAAUCUAUGCAUACCGGGAAGAGCAGGAGUAUGGCAUUGAAACAGUCAAAGUGAAAGCUGUGGGCAGGCAAAGAUUCAAGGUCCAUGAGAUAAGAACUCAAGCAGAUGGGAUCAGACAAGCCAAAGUGUGGAUCCUUCCAGAACGAGUCCUUCCAGAUCCCCUCGCUGCCGUGCAGCUAACACCCCUCACCAGGCUGCACAUGCAGCCCUCCUCCAAAUCCCUGACUCAGAGCGGCAAACAGUCCCAGUGCUGGUGGAGUAACUACCAACAGAGGAAGUUUCACAGUGCCAGUCUGACACCAUGGCCACCCUGGGUCUAUGCACUGUACGACUCUGAGUCGCUAAUGAACAGAGUGAAGAAGCAGCUCCACGAAUGGGAUGAGAAUCUGAAGGAUGACUCUCUCCCUAAGAACGCCGUAGACUUCUCUUACAGAGUAGCAGCCUGUUUGCCCAUAGACGAUGUCCUGCGGCUCCAGCUUCUGAAGAUCGGCAGUGCCAUCCAGAGACUUCGCUGUGAGCUGGACAUUAUGGACCGGUGCACGUCGCUGUGCUGUAAGCAAUGCCAGGACACAGAAAUCACCACAAAAAAUGAGAUCUUCAGUUUGUCUCUGUACGGUCCCAUGGCUGCAUACGUCAACCCUCAUGGUUACGUCCACGAAACCCUGACUGUCUACAAAGCUAACAACCUAAACCUGGCUGGCAGGCCAUCCACACUGCACAGCUGGUUUCCGGGGUACGCCUGGACAAUCGCUCAGUGCCGAACCUGCGGGUCACACAUGGGUUGGAAAUUCACAGCCACUAAGAAGGACUUGUCUCCCCCUCGAUUUUGGGGUCUGACCCGCUCAGCUAUGCUGCCCCGUAUCCCCCAGGGUGAGGGGGAGGAGGACAGACAGGGCUCUCGUGUCUUCUGCCUGUGACCAUAGACGUGCAAACCCUCCCAAACCUGAAUCUUCAGCCACUCUCUGGCUGCACUUACUUUUAAAAAUCAACGCAUCACACAGCGCCUGUCACCCUUAGCAGCAAAUCUGUCAUAUUAGCGAAAAGGUCAUUUGACAGGAGCAAAUUAGAAGGAUUGAAGGCAGUGAUGGUUCUCAAAAUGUAGAGACAGCAGAGAGACAACUGUGCAUUGUGAUAAACCGAGCAAAAAAAAAAAAAAAAAGACAGAUUGAAUCCAUGACACAUGGUAGCAUCCCAGCAUGCAGCGCCCUGAUCUGCACCUCUGUCCAGCUGUUACCUGCCAGGUACACUCACAGAGGCACAAAAGCUGUGCUUAAUGUAUAAUUUCUCUUCAGCUCUUUUUCUCCUUUCUGACAGAGUAUAACUGCAUGCAGGUGAGGUAGAGAGGCUGCAGGUUGCCUUAGCUGCUUUAUUCUGAUGUGAAACAAACCAGUCAACAUACAGUAACUUCCCUUAGCAUUCAGAUCCUUUGUGGGUUUCUCACUGUAUUUUCUGAUGUAUUUUCACCUGCCAUAGGUCAGACGGGGAAGCAGUUUGAAUGAAAGUGCACUCAUGUAUGUGUAGAUCUGUUAUAACAGAGGAUAUUUUGAAUCUUGGGAUUAAAGUGGGUGUAUUUUUGUAUGGAGGAUGAAUUGAAAUUAAUUUAGCGUAUCCAGUCAUGUGGAAACCUGUGCUUUUUAUUAUAUUACGCCAGUUUCUGUGUAAUAAACAAAACUGAGGUAACAAUAACGAUAGGCUGUAAUAUACUUGAUACAAUCAGUGUCAGUUUUGUGUUCCACUAAGGCUCAUUGUCUUGUCAGGUGAUGGGCUUCAGGAAACAAGUGAUAUCUCUCUGAUUGCACAAAUGAAAAUUAGAGAUGUCUUGGUGCCUCAUUGGCAGACUUUUUUUUAGGUCAAAGCUAAUUAAGGGAAUGAGGAGUAUUUAGCCUUUAUCAUUUAGUUUCUGUUGUGUGGCAUGUUAAAAUAGUGUGCCUACACUCUAGUUCAGUGUCUUUUGAUAAAGCAGUGAACCUUAGACGUGAAUGAAAGAUUGUAAAUGGCAAUGUUAUGAUGAUGCAUUGAUUUAAUUGUUCAUUUUUUAGGAUUCUGUUUGGUUUGUAGUCUCAGUUUUCAGGACUUCUUGUGAUUGUGUUUCAGUAUGUUUGUAUAAAUAGAGUUGUAUAUAAAAACCAGUUAUAGAAUUUGCUGUGUGAUAUAACUGGUGUUCUGCUGUUUGUAGAAUCUGACUUUUGUUUCUCAUUUCUCUUUGUCACUGAGGCUGGUUAGAAAAAAGGUCUUGUCAUCAGUAGGCAACUGUCUAGAAUCUGAAGAUGUUGGUCUGUCUAAUGGACAUGUUUUUGAAUACUUCCUUUAAGUAUCUGUUUGAUAUUUUUGGCAAAUAAGUUGUUUAUGGUUGUUUUUUUUUCCUGUUCCCAGAGAGAACUGACACCACGCUCACUUCAUUAGGAUGAAUAUAAAGCUGCAGCCAGCAGCCGGUCAGCCUAGCUUAACCCAAAGAAUGGAAGUAGCCAGUUUGAUGCUGUCCAAAGGUAAACCUCUAGAGCUCACUAACACACUGUAUGUUGUUGAUCUAACUCGUACAAAAAACAGUGCAAGAAUGGAAUUUAAAGGUUUCAUGGCAGUUAUGUGCCAGAAUGUUUCCUGGAUGCGGUGACUCACAGCAUUGGUGCUCUCAGUCUUUACACUUUGGUUUGUGUAUGGAUUUUAAAAAAAUGAUUAAUGUGAUUGAUGUUCUGUCUUCUAGACAAAGCCAGGCUAGUUGGCUGAGCUAAACUAACUGGCUGUUGGCUGUAGCCUUAUUUCUAUCAUCUUUAACUUUAUGCAUUAAAACAAACAAGCAGAUUUCUAAAAAUGUUGAACCUUUAAAGCGGAACAACUCGGUUUAAAACUUUACCUGUGUUUUUCUUAUGGUCAUCGUACAACAAGUGAUGACAAUAAGUGAAAGCAUAAUUAACUUUUACAUCUCAUGCAGUUUGUCCAGAAUUAAUCUUAUCAUUGAUAUUCAUAUUUUUGUGAGAGUAAGCUACCUUAAAAAUCACUUACUUUUUAAAAAUUCACAUUUCAGACAUUUAUUUAUAAAUCUCAAGUUUCAUAUCAUUUUGUUUGCUGGAGACAGGAUGUUUUUGGCAUAAGAACAAUACGUAAAAACUAAACUGGUGUUGUGCCUCUUUUGGUCAUACUUUCUGUCAUUGCUGAUUCAGCGUUUGCUAUAGGCUUUCAGAUGGUCAUUCAACAAUGACAUGGAUGCUUCACUGGCGAAAUCACUGGGCUGACUCCAAAGAAGGUCUUUGCUUGUGUUUCCAUGGCAUUCAGUGUGUGACAAGAGUAAAAUAAAUGUGCAGUUAUCCUGUGACUCUCUUCUGA
This is a messenger RNA of Monopterus albus (swamp eel), 4085 nucleotides long. It is a transcript of the gene crbn, whose product is annotated as cereblon. Lineage: Eukaryota; Metazoa; Chordata; Actinopteri; Synbranchiformes; Synbranchidae. Bases 332 to 1681 code for a protein of 449 amino acids. The record is from RefSeq and is a predicted model, not a curated record. Gene Ontology annotation, biological process: protein ubiquitination. Gene Ontology annotation, cellular component: Cul4A-RING E3 ubiquitin ligase complex. The transcript has 11 exons.